UUUAUUUGUUUAAAACACUAACAUCCGAUACACAAAUCUGAUAGGUUUAUUCCAAAAUGGUGGACGUUUGUUGUGCUUUCCAGUGAUCUGUUUUAAUUUUCCCAUUCAUAUAUAUGUAGAACUUUGAGGCCACUAUUCCAAUAAGAUUGGAAACAUGGAUAAUGAUGAAAAGGUUCCUACAUUGUCGGAAUGUCCUAUAAAAGAUGAUGGGGAUGGUAAAAGAAAUGUUGACGAGGAUUCAAAAGAAACGGAAACUGCUACGGACGAAAUAACUAGUGAAAAUGUGAAAAGUGAAGUAAAAGAAUUACAAAGUGAUAUAAAUUGUGUAAGUGACCUAGAGAUUACAAACAAACCACAAAAUCAUGUGGACCAUAUUGCCAGUGAUAAAGAAGGUUGUGUAGAAAACAGUCAAUCUAGUGAAAGUGACAAUAUAGUGCCCUUAGACGAAAGCAGUGCUGCGGAGCAAGAAAAUAAAGAAGAACCUAAAGAAGUAGAUAAUGGAUUAAGUUAUGUAAAUACUUUUGAAAAAAGUAAUGACACAGAAGGAAAUGAAAAUGUACAAGAAACAUCACCAGAAUAUGUAUCACAAGAAGAAAGUACAGAUUCACAAAGACAAGAAACAGAAAAACAAGAAGAAAAAACAAAUGUAGAAGACGAAAUAACUGAUAUAAAGGAAGAAACCACAGGUUUGCAAGAAGAAAGUUCAGAUAUACAAGAAAAGAGAUCAGAUUCACAAGAAGAAAGAACAGAUACACAAGAAAGUGCAGAUAAACCACAAGAAAGUGCAGCUACACAAGAAAGUGCAGAUACACAAGAAGAAAAAACAAAUGUUAAUGAGACGAGUGAAAAGACAGACAACGAGGAUAGGGAUGAAAAAAAACAUGAGGUUGGAAAACCUGAAUUUGAAACUGCCCCCAAUAUUUCAAUUGACGAACCCCAAGAUGAUCAUACUCAGGCACUUGAUCCAUUUGAUACUUUAUUGAGGGAACAAAAUGAUUCAGUGACAGAAACUACAGAAACGGCAACACAAGCAACUGUCAAUGUAUUAGAUGAGGAAGAUGAUCAUGAUGAUUAUAAUGCUGACAAUCCAGUGGAUGAUGAUGAUGAACAUAAUGCAGAAGAUGUUUCACUAGAGGAUAAUGUGGUGGCCGAACUUGGGGAAGAGCCGGGCGCAGAUGAAGAGGUGUGCUUACUCCCCGACACAGAGCGGGAAAUUUCUGAAGCCGAUAAAGCUGAGGCGGAGAAGGUGCUUGCAGAAAAAAGAAAGCAGGCUGAGGCAGCUGCAUCUGAAUUAGCAGAAGAUAAUGAACCUAAAAAGGAGAGUGAAGCAGAAGCAGAAAAAGAGAAUGAUAAUACAGAGGAGGCAACAAAUAGUGAGACGGGGGACGCAGCAUUCGAAGUUGAAGACGAACAGGAUGACGCCUCACAAGAAAAUGGAGAUAAGGAAAAUGAAAAUGAAGUAUCGGCAGAUGCUGGCAGUUAUGUUUUGAAUACUAUUCAAGAAAUUGAACCUUCAACAAGAACAUGUAUUCAAUGUAAAACAGAAAAAGACUGCAUUUACCAUUUACCAAACAAUAAUGAAAGUGAAGAAUAUAUUUGUAGUGAAGAAUGUUUAAAAUCAUUUCUAUCAGAAAGCCCAACACAAGCUCCAGUUGCCGACUCUAAAUAUGUUGUUGAAGAAAUUAGUCCAGAGUUACUUACUUGUUCAGAAUGUGAAGAGAAUAAAGAAUGCUAUUUCUAUUAUAAAUUGGAUGGAGAAGACACAAAUUAUUGUUCAUUAAAUUGCUUACAUAGCAUGAUGGCGGAUGAAAAAGAUAAAUAUGUUAUAAAAAGAAGAAAGAUAGUAUUGAAUGAAAUAAAAUUGAAAAAGAUGUGUUUUGUUUGUAAUGAGAAGAAAAAAUGUUCAUUCUCAAUGAUACAGUAUGGAUUUACACAAUAUAUUUGUGACCAAGUUUGUGUUAAGAAUUUAAACGAUACAGAAAAUGGUAGAUAUGUGUUGAUGAAGAAACGUCCUACGCCAAAAGUUAAACAAACAAAUACCUCUCAAACGAACCCACCAUUGUUGAAAUUAAAAGUAAUAAGUAAUGCCACAGAUAAAUAUUUAGAUGAGGCAUAUAAAAUACAGACAAAAACUCCGGCAAUGAUACAAGCGGCUAAAGAGGAAAGACAACGAACAUUUAUCCGUUCAUGUACACAAUGUUACUUAAUGUUGUCUUCCGAGGAACGGAUGUUGACCUGGGAGACGAUGGACUUUUGUAAUGAGGUUUGUUUGGGACGUUAUCAGAAUAGGAUCGGAGCUAGAUGCGCUAAUUGUAACAGUGCCGUACAGCAUACUAGUUUAGGAAAAUACUGCGUUAGAUUCGGAUAUGACAUCCGUCAGUUUUGUAAUUCUAGCUGUUUAGAGGAAUUUAAAAAAUCCUUGAAAAUUUGUUGUUACUGCCAAAAGGAUAUUUCGGCUGGAUUGCAAGGAUUUCUAGCGCCCGUGGGCGAUAAAGGACAGUUUAAAGACUUUUGUUCUCAAUUAUGUGUGGAAAAGUUUGACCAUAUGAGUAAAAAUCCCAUUCCCAAGCCGGUGUGGGCCAAGUGCGCGGUUUGUGCACUUCGUAAGGCCACCACCAUUGAGGUGGAGGUCAGUGAAGGUGUAUCACAGAGGCUGUGUUCCGAUCCGUGUUUUGCUGCUUUCAAAUUUGUAAAUAACCUUUUCCCAGAUCAAUGUUGCUGGUGUAAAAAAUAUUUUGAAAGAAAAAUAGCAAAAGCUUUUACAAUCUACGAAAACUCUAGCCCGCAAUGUUUUUGCACUAAAUCCUGUAUGAAUGUGUACAUCAGUAACUCACGUCACAUAGUGCCGUGUAACUGGUGUAAAGUGAAGAAGUACAAUUUCGACAUGAUACGACGCGUACAAACUAACGGACAGAUAGUUUUAAUGUGCUCACUAAAUUGUUUGAAUCUUUAUCAAGUAUCGGUUAAUGCUGUUUCUUCAAGAAGAACAAAAUGUGACAUGUGUAAACGCACCUCAUUAGCGCAGUACCAUUUGACAAUGUCCGAUGCCACAGUGAGAAACUUCUGUACAUAUCAAUGUGUUAUGUCAUUCCAGGGUCAAUACUCAAAACACCCUCCGCUGGUAUCGGGUGAGACAUUAGAACAGGCAAAGGCAGUACCGACCGGCGCGCCCAGGCGAACUUACCCAUCGGCAAAAAAUUCUGCCAAAAAUGUACAACGGAACACAUCAACACUGCCUGUUAUAUCGAACGUCCAGUCCCUGGCGCCUCAACAACCCACAGCUGCUUCUGCCUCCAACGCUCGCUCGAAGUCAAAACGUAUCGCAGCACAAGUUUCACCGGAGCCGGAGACCGCACCCCGCACCCCCUCGCCUCCGCCCCCACCCCCCAAACCCUUGACACCACCUCCACCACCGCCUCCCAAGGUCUACAACCACGUUAUAGUGAAAACACUGCCUCCGCAUGAAGUCGCUAACAAAGCCACCAUGACGAAACCGAUGAUGGUAUCAAAAGGUGUCUCCUGCCGUCCACAUCCUUGUACGAAGGAAUGUCAAACCGAUUCCAGCUUAGAACGGAAAAUAUUAAUACCCGUGCCUGUACCGAUUUAUGUUCCCGUACCGUGUGCGAUGUGGUCUUUACCCUUCCCGAUACCCGUGCCCAUUCCAUUACCGAUACCGACUCCAGUAUUUAUUCCAACAACGAGAAAUUCAGCCAAGGGCAUAAUGAAGGAGAUAAAUAAAAUUCACGAUAAAAUGCCGACGGAUCCGUUUGAAGCAGAAUUGCUAAUGAUGGCGGAAAUGGUAGCCGGUGACAAGAAAAAGGAUCACAGUGAUUCAGAUACUGAUGAUGAUAAUGAAGAUACAUUCAGCCCGGUGGGGGGUAUGGACGGCAACAAUGCGUUCGGUGAGGACAUGCUGCAGAUGGCACUCAAGAUGGCCACCGAGUACGAAGACCAGCCCGUAGACCUCGAGUCCGCGAUGACGGCAAAUACAAUCACACCCAGCUCGCAUCCUGGUAUGCCCGGUCUGGAAGGUGAGGGUAUGCACGCGCACCAGAUGAUGGUGCUGGAGCAGCAGCGUGCAGUGGCCGCACUCCGGGCGACGGCGCCCCGAAAACGUGCGCCUGCGCCCGAGGCGGCGCCUCCGCCCGCCCGCGCCACCCGCUCCAAACGCCGCCGCGCAGAGCCCGCGCCCCCACCGCCGGAGCCCCCGCGCGAACCUGUCGAAAAGCCCGACGCCAACAUGUGCCUCAAGUAUACGUUUGGUGUGAACGCAUGGAAGCAGUGGGUGAUGACGAAGAACGCGGAGAUAGAGAAGAGCUCUAUACGCCGCAAACCGUUCAAGUCUGAGAUCUUACAGCUAACAGCUGACGAGUUGAACUACUCGCUCUGUUUGUUUGUUAAGGAGGUGCGAAAACCCAACGGCAGUGAAUAUGCACCGGACACUAUUUACUAUUUGGUUUUAGGAAUUCAACAAUACUUAUUUGAAAAUGGCAGAAUAGAUAAUAUAUUUACGGAUCCAUAUUAUGAGAAGUUUACAGAUUGCUUGGACGAAGUUGCGAGGAAGUUUUCAGUUUUAUAUAACGAUUCGCAGUACAUUGUAACGAGAGUGGAAGAGGAGCAUCUUUGGGAGAGCAAGCAGUUAGGCGCACAUUCGCCUCACGUACUCUUGUCUACUUUAAUGUUCUUUAAUACUAAACAUUUCAAUUUAGUCACGGUAGAGGAACAUAUGCAACUGUCAUUCUCACACAUAAUGAAGCAUUGGAAACGGAACCCCAAUCAGCCGGGCCAGGCAAAGAUGCCCGGGUCAAGGAAUGUCUUGCUGCGAUUCUACCCCCCACAGUCUGCACUGGAAGCUAAUUCAAGAAAGAAAAAAGUGUAUGAACAACAAGAAAAUGAAGAUAAUCCACUUCGCUGUCCUGUUAAAUUGUAUGAAUUCUAUAUAUCAAAAUGUCCGGAGUCGGUGCGCACACGCAACGACGUGUUCUACUUACAACCGGAGCGGUCUUGUGUGCCCGACUCGCCGGUGUGGUACUCCACACAGCCACUCAGCCGCGCCGCGCUCGCAAAGAUGCUGCACCGCGUGAAGAUGGUCAAGGAGAUCAACAUCGCGCUACUCACCAGCUAAGAUUUCACCAUAAAGUCACUUGCUGACUUAGAGUAUACAUCAGUUUUUACCAGGAUCCUUGUAAACCUGCGGCCGAGUUAAAUCCACAUGGAUCCUUGUGGUCUCUGAACGAAGGCAUCAUCUUAUAAAGUACUAAUAGUAAUGUAUAUUUUUUCUACUUGUAUAUCAAUCUGU
Molecule: messenger RNA, 5299 nt
Organism: Papilio machaon (common yellow swallowtail)
Lineage: Eukaryota; Metazoa; Arthropoda; Insecta; Lepidoptera; Papilionidae
Gene: woc
Product: zinc finger MYM-type protein 3
Exons: 20
Coding region: 155-5125 (1656 amino acids)
Source: RefSeq, a predicted model, not a curated record